Messenger RNA from Hyaloscypha bicolor E, 1017 nucleotides. RefSeq lists its product as uncharacterized. Bases 270 to 971 code for a protein of 233 amino acids. Lineage: Eukaryota; Fungi; Ascomycota; Leotiomycetes; Helotiales; Hyaloscyphaceae. The transcript is spliced from 2 exons. The record is from RefSeq and is a predicted model, not a curated record.
GACCGUGAGUGUGUGACGAGGAUUGUUCGCCCCGUGAUAUAUCACCCAAUCAAGCAUACUUGAUCGUAGUGAUACCAGUCAUUGAAACUGCCCCACAUAGGCUUUGGGCCCCGACCCCCAGACCAUAUAUACUGAUAGCCCGCCCAAAGGGGUGGCCAUCGUUCUGGCCUCCUCGGAUCAAAUUACCAAAGCUGGCGGAUAGCGAUGACGAAGUUGGAACACUGGAUGAACUCACGCCCCGCCCAUCCUGCGCCCUCUUCAGAAACAGCAUGUCUCCUAGCGGCGACGAUCCAAAUCCGUGGUACUUUGGGAACGAAAUGACGAUAAACGGGUGUCAAGGCUGGAGAUCCUCGGCUUCAGCCUCGCCGGCCAACGACAGCACCAAACCGGGCAAGCCGCGUACAAGUGACAGGCAGCCAGUCCCCGAGGAUCCAAACGCCACAACGGGCACCAACUGUCACGCACCAACGCGAAAACAUAGAAAAAGCUCGGGGGCCCCAACCGACACUCGGAACACUUCCCAAGGUCUGAGAGCGGAGACACUCGAUAAUGGGCAGUAUAUGUGGUGCAACGGAUCUUCCCCCCAGGCGCCCUCUUCGGAAUCGUCACGUGGAUACUUGGGGGGAAGUGUCUCUGGACAAGUCAUCCGAGGGGAAAACGUUCCCCGCUCAUGCCCUCGGCUCGAUAAUACUCUACUGGCAGAGUAUUAUUCAAGCAGAACCUCUUGCUUGCCUGACGUGCGAACCCAGGAACAAGAUUUGACAUCAGGGAGCAACCCGGAAAACGUGACUUCUCACCAAGGAACCAAUAAUUCGCCAGGAUCAAUGGAUCAACAAGGACCGAAUGUACAACGUAGAUUGCCCAAACAACAGAACGCACCGGACAUGAAAGACCCCGCUGCGGAAUAUCGACAGCUCGAUAUAGAUCAGGACCCGGAAGAAAAUGCUGACGCCGACAAAGAACUGGCCUAGGACCCGAAGCGCACGGAAAAAUUUGUCGUGAGAACUGGGUCAGAGA